Molecule: messenger RNA, 4223 nt
Organism: Dicentrarchus labrax (European seabass)
Lineage: Eukaryota; Metazoa; Chordata; Actinopteri; Moronidae
Gene: ptar1
Product: protein prenyltransferase alpha subunit repeat containing 1
Exons: 7
Coding region: 22-1431 (469 amino acids)
Biological process (GO): protein prenylation
Cellular component (GO): cytoplasm
Molecular function (GO): protein prenyltransferase activity
Source: RefSeq, a predicted model, not a curated record
UGACGUUUGGGGGCCGUAAAAAUGGCGGAGUCGGAGGAGGAGGUGGACGUCUUGGUCCAGAGAGUUGUCAAAGACAUCACUAACGCCUUCAAGAGAAACCCCAACAUUGAUGAGAUUGGUGUGAUCCCGUGUCCAGAGGCCCGCUACAACCGCAGUCCCAUUGUGUUGGUGGAGAACAAGCUGGGUGUUGAAAGCUGGUGUGUCAAGUUCCUGCUGCCAUAUGUCCACAACAAGCUGCUGCUCUACCGCCAGCGCAAACACUGGCUGGACAGGGAAGCUUUGGUGGAUAUCACCUGCACUCUGUUGCUGCUUAACCCGGACUUCACCACCGCAUGGAAUGUCAGGAAGGAGCUCCUGCAGUGCGGAGUGCUUAACCCAGAGAAGGACCUCUACCUGGGAAAGCUGGCCCUCACCAAAUUCCCCAAGAGCCCAGAGACAUGGAUACACCGACGCUGGGUGCUGCAGCAGAUCCUGCGUCAGUUCUCUGCUGUGGGCUGCAGCAGGAAGCAGCAGCAGGGCGAAGCAGAGCAGGCUGAUGCAGAGAGGAGCCAGCAGCUCAGUGACCAUCUGGCCAGGACGCUCCACCAAGAGAUGAAGGUGUGCUCUGAUGCUGCCUGUCGAUAUCCCAGCAACUACAACGCCUGGUCCCACCGCAUCUGGGUGCUGCAGCACAUGGCCAUGGGCAACGUCAAGGUUUUCCAUGAUGAGCUGUCCUCUAUGCGCCUGUGGGUGUCCAUGCAUGUGUCUGACCACAGCGGCUUCCACUACCGCCAGUUUCUGCUCAAGGAGCUGAUCACUGAGCUCUCCCAGACUCCGGCUUCCACCACCACUUCACCCCAGCACCGGCCCAGCACAGUCCCCAGCGGCAGUCCCCACCAUCACAGCCACACCCAUGCUAACGGGGAGCUAUCAGGUGCAGAGGCAGCGGGUGAGGAGGAGAGGCAGCUGGGCUUCACCACAGUCCUUCAACUCUUCCACCAGGAGAUGGAGCUCUGCACAGACCUAAUCCAGUCUUUCCCUGGACACGAAACACUCUGGAGUCACAGGCGGCAUGUCUUCUACUUGUGGCACCACUGGAGGAGGGAACACCAGCACCACUGCAGCAACAACGUAGGCAGCGAGUCGGUCCACCUUAACGACAGCGAGCCAGGCCCGCAGAAGGACAGCGCUCAGAGCUGCUCAGGCCGGGGGGAGAGUGUGAAUGGACAGAGGCAGGCUGGUGAAGCUAUGGAGGUAGACGGGGCGUCCUUGCCAAACCCACAUGACAGCAAGAGACUGAAGAGAGGAGUCCUGCUGCCAGACCCCCCCGCCCUCCCCUCGGAGUACAGCUUUGUGAGCAGUAUCCUGGACAACGGCUGUAACCCCGAGCAGAGACGUUUUGCCCUGGCGUAUAGGAAGUGGUUAGACACUGUCAUUGGUCAGCAGCCUUGAGAGAACAGUUAGCCCCAUCCUUUCUCAAUAUUGAAGUUGCCUUUAGUCACAGAUUUAGGAUCAGCUUGCCUACCUGUAGUGCUGACUUUAACUUAUAGUACUUCAGAUGCAGUGAUGACUUUAGAAACCAGUCAUGGGGCAGCCUGGUUACUGUCCCAUCCUCCUGACAGUGAGUGAGAGGAUGGGGUCUCUAGUCCGUUCUUCCUUGGAAACAUCUGGAUUCCCUCGAGCUUCACCUGAGCCAGCACCCCUUCAGAAUGGAAAUCUGCACACAUAGAGCCUAUUGGCUCUGUGUGUGUGUCAGUAGAUUAUGUUCUUAUUUCAGGUGUCUCAAUGCCUCAGGUCAAAUUUCCACAUCUUUUUUUUUUUUUUUUUUAAUUCUUCAUUGCCAGUUUGGCGUUUGCCUGCAUAUCAUUUCUGUUUCAGCAAAGAAACUUAACGAAGCUGCCACAGGAGAAGGAAUAUUGUCUUUGCAGAGGUGAGAGCAGAGCUGAAUUUACACCCAGUCUGACUCGCUAAAAAUCCCACUUGUUGGACCUGAUUGUAUGAAAUGCCAAAAACGCCAAUAUACUGAGAUAAUCAUAUGGAUAACAUAAUGAUGACAUAAUUGGAUAAUACGUUAAAACUCAAUUAAUUAUAAAACGUUACUUCAUUACUCUUUACUAUUACUGUUAUUUUCAUAGAAAGACUCUCAAAAGUCUGUUUAAUCAAUCGAUUGGCUGAAAGCUAAUGGGGUGGCUACAGCUCAUGUAAAAUGCCAUUAUGAAAUUAAAAUAAGGCACUUUAAUACAGCUAUAAUGUAAGGAAAAUUAACUUUAAUUCAAAUUGUUACAAGUGAUUAAAUAUAAUUUGUCAUUAAUAUGUUAAGUUUUAAGAAUUUGCACUAUUCGUAUGUUUCACAACGUCCAGUAAAAAGUACUCAGAAUAAAACAGAAUGAUGGUAGCUCUGAUUAUAUGUCCUUCUGACAAUACUGAAAGACUUUUUUUCGGCUUCACGCUCACUCUUCUUUAGAUGAAUGUGUUCAAAUUCACUCAAUCUCACUUGUUGCAAUGGCAGUUUUUAAGCACAGCCAGACUCCUGUUUUUCUUUGAGGUUCCUUAGAUUUCCAUUCUGAAGGUGGUAACAUUUAUUAACUGUGUCAUUCUUUCUUUUCUUCUGUUGGUCCUUGUUUGCUGUUCCUGGUGGAUUUCUACCCUCUAAUAUUACUGGUGAAUAUAGUCAGUAAGUCCUAACUAUGUAGCUAAGUUACAGUAGCUUGCAACAGAAAGCCAAAAAGCUAGUUGUUAGCUAAAAGUUGUUUUACCAAGUGAAACGUUAGUCAUAGCUAACUUGCAAGUCUUACCUUCUGCCAACCCGAAGCAUUAAAUACAUAAGUGGAGAAAUGUUUAGCGGUACUGAUGUUUGACUUUGAAGGACAGAGUGCUAGGGAGUUUCCGUGACAUUUACUGGUGCUACAUGUUGCCGUUACUACAACUACUUCAUCUGUUACAGGGAUGUAGUGUGCAACAGGUCAGAAAACUGAACAGCACUUUGGACUAUUUGAUGAUAAUAGGCAAUCAUUGUUUUGUGAGAUAUCACUGCUAAAUGACAAUAUUACAAUUUUAUUUUUUUUGAAAUAUUGUCUUUUAUUUUGCACCAGGCUAGUUAACAGUAGCUGUUCUACGUCACUACCUUGUAUAAAAAUAGACAUGACAUCAAAAAGUCAAAAUCUACAUUACAUCUUUGUGUUAAGGAAUAAUUUAUAGCAUACUCUAAACACAGUUCAACCCUUCAGUAAUGUAGAAGGUGAAAAUGAUAGCUGUUCCCACUACAUUGUCUUAUCUAUAUAUAUUGAUAAGGGAAGAAUGGUAUUCUUAAAUUUGACUAACACAUCUGAGGUCACCUGUAUUCCAGAUAGUUGCCUAGAAAAUCUAAUGGAUUGCACUUUGAAUAGGAUCCAUCUUUUUAUUUCCCAAUGAUGUUAUAGGUCAUUGUUACUAGUUGUUUAGCUCUGUCAUUGGCAUAUCGGUACACAAGUGAACAAAUACAUGAAUUUACACAGAGGACAUUGUUGUUCCAUCAGUGCAGUGCACAUUAGCAUUCACUACAUGUACUAUGUGAUCACAAAUGUGGCACAAGCAUUUGCAUCCCAGUGGCCCCCUGAUGCAGUUUGGAUGCCAUCACAUCUGUAUAUAAAGAUUUGAUUGGAUUUCCUACGUUCUUCUUAAAGACAAAAUGGCGGAUUUUAGGAGAAAAAGAAAUGCUGCAUUUGGUUUCAGUGGCCACCGUGUGCACAGGCUGGCUAGUCAAAAUUGCCUAGCUCCCUAUUGAUUGUCUCCAUGUGCUUCCAUUUAACCCUUACCAUAUUGUACUUAGCUUCUCUUAGAAACACACAAUGUAAGCGUUAUGGAGUAAGAUGCUUUAUCACCUCAAAUCACUGUGUACAUGAUCAUAGAUAAUCUUGAAAAUAGUAUUUUUGAGCCAUGUAUUCUUUAGGUUUGUUCAUCAAGAAUGGGUGCAUAUCAGAACUGUAUGGUGGGCAUAUUUUAACAUCCUUGCAGACCUAGAACACAAACUUUGAAUACAAGACUAUCUAUGCAGAAAUGUUUUUUAAAGGUUCAACAAGCUUUUAAAAAAGAAUAAUGUAGCUUCUGUUUUUCUAAUUUAUUGUUAAGUUGGAGGGUAUGUCUUUAAUGAAUAACCCCUAGCAUCUCAUUAAUUUUCUAUUUAUUUAUAGGGUUAAAGUAUUUUACCUUCAUUUUCAGUGUUUUGUCAUCUGCACACCAAGAAAAUAAAGCUCAUCCGGGAUAAA